CCAGUAGCGGAAGCCCCAGAAAGCUCAAAAUGCAGUACUGUCUCUCCUACCAGUGGGCUAAAUUCAAGAAGAUCUCCAGGGGCUACUAGUAAUUCUUGUUCCCCAUUAAAUGCCACCUCAGGAAGUGGGCACUUGACACCUCUUAAUCCAAGAGCAGAGAGAAAAUGAAGGAACCAGAUGAUCAGGAUACUGAUGGGAGGAAAUCAGAGAGAUCAAAGAGUGAUGGAAGGCAGUCUCAUUCUUCUAGAUCUGCAUCAGAACCCACUAUGAAAGAGGAUUACAAAUCUGUUGUAGAUACCACAGGCGAAACAUUUACUGAAGUGGAAGAAUCAUAUUUAGGGGACGAUGAAUCCUAUGUGGAACAUUUGGAAGGAAGUUCAAGUUCAUUUCAAGAUGAUUAUGUGGAAAGCAUUGGAAAAUCUCAGUACAUGGAAACUCCUGUCCCAGAUGCAGAAGAGGCAGAGGAGGAAGUUAAGAAGAAAAUAUCAGAAAGCUUCUUCUACGAUUAUAUGGAGCUUGCUUCGAUGCCUUUUGUGACUCCGGAUUCAAACAUACCGCUGGAUCUUCUUACACUUGUACAUUCCUUUGGUUAUGACUGCAGAAAGCGGGCCAACCUACAACUUCUGGACAGCAAUAUGGUGUUGUACGUAGCUGGGAACCAGCUGAUCCUUCUGAAUUUGAAAACCAAGGAACAGACCUACCUGCGAAGCAGCAGUGGCAGGGGAAUUGGUGUCAUUGGGGUUCACCCCCAAAAAACUUACUUCACAGUAGCAGAAAAAGGAGUUUUCCCAAAGAUUAUCAUUUAUGAAUAUCCUUCUUUGAGGCCCUACAGAAUACUUCAAGAUGGGACUGAUCUGGCCUAUGCAUGUGUAGACUUUAACUGCGAUGGUACUUUGCUGGCCUCUGUGGGUGGCAACCCUGACCACACACUGACAAUCUGGAAUUGGAAAGAAGAGCAGCCCCUACUGAGGACAAAAGCUUUUUCCCAGGAAGUUUUCAAGGUUACUUUCAAUCCUGAAGAUGACGAGCAGCUUACUACAUCGGGAUCCGGCCACAUCAAGUUCUGGGAAAUGGCUCUAACAUUCACUGGCCUCAAGCUUCAGGGUUCAUUGGGUCGAUUUGGCAAAACAGCCACUAAUGAUAUAGAAGGUUACAUGGAGCUCCCAGAUGGGAAGGUGCUCUCAGGGUCAGAAUGGGGCAACAUGCUGCUUUGGGAAGGUGGCCACAUCAAAGUCGAGCUGAGUCGAGCUGCAGGCAAGCCUUGUCACCAGGGUCCCAUUAACCAGAUAAUGCUGGACGAGGGUGAAGUCAUCACCAUCGGGUCAGAUGGAUGUGUUAGGAUAUGGGAUUUUGAGACAAUAGACACUGCUGAUACUAUAGACGAGACUGGAUUGUUAGAGAUAGAGCCCAUUAAUGAACUUCAAGUAGACAAGAAUGUCAGACUCUUCUCUAUGAUAAAAAUGAAUGAAAUCGGAAAUAACUUUUGGUUGUCUCAGGAUUCCAAUGGAGCCAUAUGGAAGCUUGACCUUAGCUUUUCAAAUAUUACCCAAGAUCCAGAAUGCCUCUUCUCCUUCCAUUCUGGAGCCAUUGAAGCCUUGGCCGUCUCUCCUCUCACUUAUCUCAUGGCCACUACUGGCUUGGACUGCUCUGUUAGACUCUAUGAUUUUGCUAGCAAAACUCCUUUGGUUCAGAUGAAAUUCAAACAAGGAGGUACUGCCCUUGCUUGGGUACCACGACGGGUAAGCAACGGUGGAGCACAGAUUACUGCAGGAUUUGAAGAUGGCGUUGUUCGAAUUCUUGAACUUUAUGAUCCAGAAGGGCUCACAAGUUUUGUGGGACGGAAGAGAGUUUCAGAUGCAGAUAUUCGUUUGAAACAGGUUUUCAAACCUCAUACUUCUCCUGUCACUGCUUUAGCUUAUGAUCGUGAUGGAGAAGUUCUAGCCACAGGGAGUAAAGAUCAAACUGUCUUCUUCUUUGAAGUGGAAAGGGGUUAUAAGCCAAUCGGUUAUAUUACUACUCCUGGACCUGUUUGCCAGUUAACCUGGUCUACAGCCUCUCAUCCUGAAAGUACUUUACUGAUUAUUUGUGAGAAUGACUAUGUUCUUGAAGCUCCAUUUCCAACUAUAAAGGAGGAGGAGGAGGACCAUGAUGUAGUUUCCUAUGAAAUCAAAGACAUGUGUAUAAAAUGUUUCCAUUUCUCAAGUAUCAAAUCUAAGAUUCUGAGAUUAAUAGAAAUUGCAAAGAGAAAGAAACAAAAGGAGUUGAAGGAGAAGGAAAAGGAAGAAAGGAGGAAAAGCCUAGAAGCACAGAUGGGAGAAGAUGGAGAAAAGGAACUCCAGGGGGAAGAGGAGGAGGAGGAGGAACCAUUACCCGAAAUCUUUAUUCCUUUAACCCCCUGUCACAUCCUCUGUGGAUUUUACUCUGGACCAGGGAAGUUCUGGGUUUCUUUGGGUGGCUAUGAUUCUGGUUUUCUAUAUCACUGUGAGUUUCCCCCAUAUGACAAAAGCAGUGAUAUCACAGAAAAGAAAGAUGAACCCUUUGAUUUCCGUCUUCUUGAGGAUACAGAGGAUAAUCCCAUCACAACUAUUACUUUCAGCAUUAACCAAGAAAUGAUGUUUUGUGGAAUGCAAAAUGGAGCAAUUCGAGUCUAUAUCCUAAAUAAGAAUGAUCCUUCAUUGACCAAUAUGGAGGACUACUGGCACUUCAGUAUGCAUGACAAUAAUUAUGGAUGCAUUAAAGCCAUCUCCACUAGCUUUGAUGACCGUUUCUUGGUGACUGCUGGAGCAGACAGUAAUAUCUUUGUUUUCAACAUUUUUUCUGAAUUUGCGUUAAAGAAAGUCAUGAAAGCCAAGGUGCCAUCUCCCAGGUUUGGAAUAGAAACAGAGCCAAUUCCAGAAGAUAUUGAAGAUCCUAAAGCCUACAGUAUUGAGAAUGCCAGAAGAAAAAGAGAACAUGACAAGUUAAUGAAAGAAGGGGAAGAAAUCAAGGCUGAGAAGAGAGAACGAAUCAAAGCUUUAAGGAAUCAAUUACAGAAACUACUACAGAUGAAUGAAGAAUUACCAAAACAUAUGCAGUUUAAACGGACAGAUUUUGAUCUAGAUUCCAAAAUUCGUGCUGAGAUUGACAGGAAAACAGCUAAUAAAAUUCAACGAGUGGAAAAGGAAUUAGCUUGGGAAAAAGAGAAACACCAGCUUGGCCUAAUGAAGCUACAGAAUAGAUUUCGUGAUUCGUUGGAAAGCGAUACUAUUGUGGUUCAUGCCAUACAAAGUGAACACAAGAUAUCCUCCUAUAGGCUUGUGAAGCCCUCUAAAUACUCCAAAUCCAAACGGCCAAGUCAAUCAGAGAGAAGAGCGAGCAAAUUUGAGAGGUUUGAAAAAGAAGGAACUGGAAGAAAGGACAGUCAGAGAGAUACAGGUGGGAGUAUUAGUGUGCCAGAAGAAUCAAUCAUAGAAAAAGGGAAGAAAUUUCGGCCUAAAACCCUAAGUGAAAUUAUGGUGGAAAGUCAAAUUGAGAAAACAAGGAAACUUAUAUUAAAGGCUGAAAGGGCCCAACUGAAAAUUCAGCAGCGAAAAAAAGAAUGGGAGGAAAUGUACAAGAGUAAACCUGAUGAUGACUAUGAAGAUCCCAAAGAUGUUCAAGCCAUCAAAGAGGCCCAGUUGUAUAUGGGAGACUUCAAUUUGAAGACAGCCCCAGACUAUAAGAUACCUGAACACAUGAGAGUAAAUGCUGCCAAGAAGGAAGAGGAACUGGGAUACCUUGACUCUAUGGCCUAUGCAAAGAAAAUGCACAUGAACAAGUGCAUUGUCUCUCUUCGAGACCUUAAAGUGGCUGUCAUCGAGGAAAUACAGUGCCUGGUGCAAGAACUGAAGAACAUUCAGUCGACUCUUCACGUAUCCAAGCACAUCCCCAUUCCCCAAAUCCCUCAGAUAUACCCAGAAGAAGUCCCAGAAAAGAGAUUUCAGUAUGAUGAGGAAACCCUCCUAGCUUUUAAGCGGCAGCAGAUGAAAAAUCAGGCUGAAACGGCCCCUCGAGUGGAACAGGCAGUGUCUGCAGGCUCAGCUGGAAGCUUCCUCAGACUCUCUUCUGGAAAGGAUGGGGAUUUGACGACAAGUGAUUCAUUGUCUAGAUCAUCAAAAGCAUCAGUAUUCAAUCUAGAUAUUCCAAAGUUCAUGGAAUUUGAAAGAACAGAUCCAACUGAAGUGGAGCUGGAGAUUAUGAAGAGGGAUGAGAUUAAACACUUGUACAUGCAACAGUAUUUGAUCAACAGGAUCAAAGAACUGAUUGUCACUUUUGAUGCAGAACUCCGUCUCCUGAGACAUCAGAAACUGAAACUAGAUACUCAGAUGAAAUUAUCUGACCUGCACCAUGUCACAUUAUUUCAAGAAAUGCUUCUCCUGAAGAAUUUUGAGAAACAGGAGAACAUACUUCAAGAGCGUGUUAAUUCAUUAGACAAAGAGGAACAGGACAUGCAAUGGAAAAUAAAUGAAACUCUUAAAGAGAUGGAAGAGAAAAAGAAUGAAGUCGCCAAGGUCCAGGACCAAGAAAAGGCACUCUAUGCUGGUUUCCAAGCAGCCCUUGGAGAAAACAAUAAAUUUGCCAACUUUCUCAUGAAGGUACUAAAGAAGAGGAUUAAGCGGGUGAAGAAAAAGAAGGUUGAAGGAGAUGCUGAUGAAGAUGAAGAAAGUGAUGACUCAAGUGAAGAAGAAUCCAGCUUGGAGAGUGACGCGGAUGAGUCUGGAUCCGAAGAUGACGUUUUUGAUGAUUCUGUCUGCCCAACAAAUUGUGAUAAGGGUCUCUUUGAACUGGCCCUUCAACUUCGAGAGAAAAGGCUAGACAUUGAAGAGGCCUUAGUUGAAGAAAAGAAAAUGAUCGAUAACCUCAGAAAGGAAUAUGAUACAUUGUCCAAAAAAGUCAAGAUUGUGGCAACUAAUCUGAACAUGGCCGAGGAGGCCCUGGAGGCUUAUCAACGUGAGAAGCAGCAGCGGUUGAAUGAACUGCUGGUUGUGAUUCCUCUCAAGCUCCACCAGAUAGAGUAUGUGGUAUUCGGAGAAAUACCUAGUGAUCUUUCUGGAACUUUGGUCUUUUCGAACCACUCCUUGGGACGACUGCAAGAACGAAUUGUCCAGCUCCACGAGGAAAAUUCCCAGCAGCAAAAACUUAACAAAGAUUGCCGGGAACGGCGUAAACAGCUCAUCCGAGAAAAGAGAGAGAUGGCCAAAACUAUACAGAAAAUGGAAGAAACAGUCAGUCAACUAAUGGUCAGCAAGUUUGGCCGUGUGAUCAACCUAGAAGCCCUUCAGACACUUUCUGUGAAUACAACACUUGAAGAACUAAAGAUCAAGAAACUUCGAAAGGAGCUAUCAAACGCAAAGGAAAUGAAGAUGUGGGAGGAAAAGAUUGCUCAAGUGCGAUGGGAAUUGAUGAUGAAGACAAAAGAACACACCAAAAAACUUCAUCAGAUGAAUGAUUUAUGUACUGAAAAGAAGAAACUUGAUUCUCAGUUGAAUAUUCUACAGAACCAGCAGGGAAACGCCUUCCAGGGCCCCCGGAAAGCAGAUACUGUGGCCAGAGAGAAGGUCACUGAAUUGAUCCAAGUCCAGGCCGAAAGGAUUCUGGCCUUAAAGGAAGAGGUUGCUCUUUUGCGUAAGAAAGGUGGCCUUGUUCUCCCCCCGAUUCACUCGCCAGGAGAGAAUGAAUGAAGCCCGUGGGCCUUAAGUUUGCUUUUUUCUCAAAUCCAGCCAAGAUUUCUGACACUUAAUUCAACAGAACUUCUGUUUCCUUGUCGCCUGCAACAAUCCUACUGUUUUAAAGUGAACUUAUCUGAAAGUCUAAAACCACAUCCAGUCAUGUAGUUUUAAUAAUUUCCCCCCAACUGCUUAUCUUAAAACUGACUACAGCACCCAACAGCUACUUAUUAUUGAACUGAACCAAUGCAGAUGUGUUUGCAACCAACUGGGUCGAAUAUGAAAUCUUAGGAGGCUGUUACCUCAAAUCGCCAGAAACCAUCGGUAAUAUAUCCUGUUUUAGGAAAUUUGUUUUUUGGUUAUCUGAAUUCUGAGCCAUUAGCAAGAAAAUCGGUCAUUCAGCAAACCAUGAGAAAACUUCCUUUUCUUGGUCGUUGGAUCCUUGGAAAAUAAACUUUGAUGUUAUCAGGUAUUCUCUGAGAGGGCACAAGAGAACAAAAACUAUUUUGCCAACAAUAUCUGAGAAAAAUGCAAUUUAGAAUUUUGACAUUGUUAACUUCAUAAAGCAGUUAUUUGAGGGGUCGGGAUUCAGGAAAUGCAGACAGAAAGAGCAGAGCAGUUUGCUUUAGACUGGCAUAAAGCAAAAAAAUAAACAGCUUCCUGAAUCACCCAUAGUUUUAGCAACCUCCUCAGCUCUGGGUGGAGCAGAGAAGUGUGUUUUGCAAAAUGGUUAAGAAGGAGGCUCUUCUCUAAAGGUGUCUGCAACUCUACCAGUAUCCUAAGCAUUUCCUAUAGUUUCUCAUGUCCUGUGCCAUUUUCUUUCUGUUUCUACUUGAGUCAUUUGCUGGUUUUGAUAUAGAUCAGGAAGUAAUGAAAUAGAUCCCAUCACUGAGAGAUCAACUCUAAUAAUCACUUUUGAUUGUACAUAACAUUUAAACUAAUUUGGGAGUAUUCCUUUGGUUUGGGGGUAAGUAGUCAGUGGAAUUCAUCUAAGAAUGAUUUCACUGAUAUUUGGAUUCCUGUUUGUUAGUAAUAGAACAUAGCACUUUAAAUUCCGUGCUCUAUGGGUCCAUUUUAAUGAGCUACUCCCUUGAGGCCAUCCCAGAAUAUGAACUGGUUACCGAAAAGGAAAGGUAAAGGCGGCAAUGUUGCACCAAUGUAGAAAGUGACCUCAGCAAGGUCAAGUUUUCGUAACCUGUCUAGCCUGCUGAUCUGCCCUCCAAAAUUAUAGACAGGACUUGGGGUCUUUUGUAUGUUGGAAUAUAUACAUGUUACAGGGGGCCACUUGGCCUAUUGUGUCUCUAAGAUCCUUUCAUACUCCUAUUUGAGAGGUCCAAAUAGCUUACUGUUUGUGCCUAUCACCACAGAGCUCUGAUGUAGCAGCUUUUCUACUGGAGAGCACCCUUUAUCACAUUCUCUGCUGUACACCCUAAACUAUGUGUGCCCUUCAAGCAUUUCAAAAAAAUGUGCUAGUCACAGUUCUGAGUGUUUUACCUACUUAUUUAUUCCUGCAUAAAAAAUUACCCCCAAACAUAGCUUAAAACAACAUUAUCUCACCCAGUUUCUGAGGGUCAGGAAGCUGGGAGCUACUUAGCUGGGUGUUUCCAGCUCGGGUCUCUUACGAGGUUGUAGUCAAGCCGUAAGCUGGGCCCGCGUCCAUCUGAAGCUUGGCUGCAGCAGGAGGGGCUACCACCAAACUUACGUAACUGGCUGGCUACGACCUUGAGCGACCGCCUGGAUACAGUGGGUGGUCCCGGAGGAGACACUAUCCCCUUGUUGUGGUGAGAGCUAGGGUAAAAGUUACAUUAUUUUCCUGGGCCUCAUUAUCAGACAAAUGAGAGAUCUGGAUAAGCUCUGAGGCUUCUUCCUAUUCUAAAUCCUGUGAUUCUAAUUGCAGCAAGAAUGAAUUUAGUCUAUGGAAGAGCCAUGUCAAGGAUUCCAUGUGUCUAUCAACUCAGAGUAAAACCAGUCAGGAUUAUUACUUUUUCCCAAACUGAACUAGACAAAAAUCACUAAAGUUUACAAUACUAGGCAUUCAUACAGCAUGUUUGGGAUUUGACAAUACAGUUAAUUCAUUUUUAUUUUGAAUUAGAUAAGAAAGAUAGCUUUCGUUUCAUUUCAUUGAUCCCAGGCUUAGUCUUGAAUCUAUAGCAACUGAGUCUUCGGGAGGUUUAAUAGCAAGCAGGAGAGCACCAGGGUGCAGCUCUGGCUGGGGGUGGAUGGAAAGCUGUCCUAGUCUCCUGAUCUGUGCUCUGCCUCCUGCUGUGCCCUUAGAGAAGGCAGCCUCACCUUUGAAAGAGGCCAAAAAUCUGUCUGAGUUACUUGUGGAUCAACUGUUAAUGUCCCUUGGCUAUUCUGAACCCUCGUCCAUAGUAUCAUCAAAUCUCAACAUUGAAAGAAAACCUGUAGAGUCCAGCCCCUCUGUCAGAACUUCACAGGAAAAGGAGUUUCUCAUUCCUGCCGACUCAGCCUGUCCCGUGUGGCUGUCCUGAGCCAUGAGCUGAACUCCACACCACCACCACCAGCUCCUGCCCAACUAGGUCUUACUCUUCCUUUUGAUUAAUUUAUAUAGCCACUGCUGACUGAAUCAGAUUUUUAAAAGGCACUAUAAUAAUUAACCUGAAUCUAAAGAAAUGCAAGAUGCGAUGAAACUGAAUAUCUAAGCUGUUUCCUUUUCUAGGCUAAAAUUUAAAGGCCUGAUGCCUAACCUUUUCCUCCUCUCCUGCAAUUGGCUAAAGUAAAUAUGUACAUUUAUCUCAUUUAACCUGCCUUAGAAGUGCUUUUUCAUUCCCAGACUUUUUUUUUUUUUUGAGAGCUAAAAGCACUGUUGUCACGUAAAACUGCUUUCUGCACAGCACUGGAACCAUACCACUUCCAUAAAGUUCACCAAAACUCACCUUGACAACCACUGGGAUCAUCAAGCAUUAAGAAAACAGGGGAGUUUUUUUGUUUUCAAAAGCCAAUGGGCUAGAAUUUGAGUUAUAGCCCAGAUCUGAGAGAUAAGAUCUGUCCCUCUUCUGGAAGUGACCUCUAGGCCCUUGAUGCCAGAUUGUGUCUGAAGUCACAAUAUCUUAUCUCUUCUCUUCCCUGCUCUACGUCUCCUUUCCUGUCAUUUCCGUAUUCCUACAGUCCUUCAUUUCAUUUCUUGAAAUAUUUUUAAAAGACUGCUUUUCUGAAAACCAUGUUCCAAUUUAGCUGCUGGACAGAGAAAGGAUGCAGGAAUCUCUUAUGGCCAGCAGAGGGCGCACUUGCCCUAGACCAUCAGUCACCUCCUGGGGCUUUCUUAGGACUUUAUUCAAUUUGUGACUGGAGUGUGAAGCUAGGGUCUGCCAUUGAUGACCCGGAAGAGGAUUAAGUGUUUCAAGUGGCAUUUCAUCUGUAACUCAACUCUACUGAAAUCUAAAAGGUACAUUUCCCUCCUGAAAACAGUUAAAGUGUGGUAGGGCUCUCAGCAAAAAGCUUCAGCCUCCAUCUACUUCCACUUGCCCGGACAAAGGUUGAUCCUGUGGUUGGACGGCAGUGAGUAAAUGUUGAUUUUAAACAACUAGUGAGUCAACUCCCCUGCCCACGUUGCUGUUUCUUUGGAAAGAAGCAAAGUGAAUUUUACGAGGCACCAUAUGUUCACCUGUAGCACAGCACUUCACUAAAUGGCAUUUUGGAGAAAAUACUUAGUCUUCAACACACACCUGUAUAGAAAAGAUGAGCCUCAUUCCUUCCGAUCUGACCACAGCUUUACCUCAAGUCCAGUCAGAGAACGGUGAAUCUGCUUCUCCUCGCCCACUGUACACUGUGUCCCUCUUGGACUAAACAGUUACCACGCAUCUGCAUUAAUGAAAACACAACUGAGAGUCAAUAUUUAAAAAGACAAAAUUAGAAACAUUUGCUACCUUUUCCAGACUUCUCGAUGGAUCUGAAAACAUCACAAGUGGAUGUUUCUUCAAAUACUCAGACUGAAUCCUAACAUCUAAAGAGAAUGCUGACUCAUACGUGACUAAGCUGUAGGUUACAAGGAAGACUAAACAUUUAUUUAGACAUUACAGUGUUUAUUUUUACAGA
Molecule: messenger RNA, 9740 nt
Organism: Delphinapterus leucas (beluga whale)
Lineage: Eukaryota; Metazoa; Chordata; Mammalia; Artiodactyla; Monodontidae
Gene: CFAP44
Product: cilia and flagella associated protein 44
Molecular function (GO): protein binding
Source: RefSeq, a predicted model, not a curated record